AUGCUGCCGUUGGCGUUCGUGUUUGGGGGAUGUUGUUCUAAUGUGUUGUCUCUGGAGAAUCUGGUUCAAACAACUGGGAUUUCGUCCACAUUGGUGACGUUUGCUCAAUUCUUGGUGGUGUCAGGAAUCUCGUACUUUUUGGUGGCCGAUCUCAGAAAUGGUCUGUACCUACCAAAAUCCAAUCUUCCUCUGAAAGUGCACUUUCUGCAAAAUGCGUCGUUUUUUGUGACCAAUAUACUUAACAAUCUGGUAUUCCAAUUUGGGAUCUCAGUCCCGGUGCACAUUGUGCUCAGAUCAAGUGGAACCCCCAUCACCAUGUUGGUGGGCUGGGGAUGGUUCCACAAGCGUUACACCAGACAACAGAUCCUGGGGGCUAUCGUGCUUACUACGGGGGUAAUCAUAGUGACUUUGACAACAACCAAAGAAAAGAAUGAGGCUUAUGUGCACGAGGCUCAGACUGCGAAUUUGAGGAAACUCGUGGGAGUUUCUCUGCUAUUCUUCUCAACUGCCAUCGGUUGUGUGAUGGGGCUUUUCACAGAAAGGACAUAUCUCAAAUACGGCAAGUCUAAUUGGAAACAGAACUUGUUCUACUCGCAUUUUUACGGAUUGCCAUUGUUCCUUUUCGUGGUGUCUACGCUCCGGAGCGAGAUAACCCGGAUAAUGAACGAGCCACCAACCACGCAACACGUGAUACUGAAGUAUCUGUCCAUCAAUUGCGUCACCCAGUUUCUGUGCGUUUACGGCGUCAAUCAACUGGCGAGCUCGACGAACGCUCUCAAUGUCUCCAUCAUUUUGUUGCUGAGGAAGUUUGCCAGUCUUAUGAUUAGCAUGGCUGUUUUUGGCAACAGGCUGAAUGCGGGAUCUGCAGUCGGGAUCGCCCUAGUGUUUGUGGGUACUUUGGUUUACUCUCGAGGUCAGACAGCCAUAGGUGGAGAGAAAAAGGAUAGCAAUGUCAAAAAUAAAUGA
Molecule: messenger RNA, 966 nt
Organism: Kuraishia capsulata CBS 1993
Lineage: Eukaryota; Fungi; Ascomycota; Pichiomycetes; Pichiales; Pichiaceae
Exons: 1
Coding region: 1-966 (321 amino acids)
Biological process (GO): transmembrane transport
Cellular component (GO): Golgi membrane; endoplasmic reticulum membrane
Molecular function (GO): UDP-N-acetylglucosamine transmembrane transporter activity
Source: RefSeq, a predicted model, not a curated record